AUGGCCUGCGUCGACAUCCCGGCAAUGCACCCCAGUCAUCGGUUGCUGGAACAGCCUCUGGACAUUCUCUUGUACAUGCUGCUGAAGAUAGUAGAAUUUGAAUAUGGCGGCUUUUCCGCCGAGGUGUCCAAGGAGGAGCAGGAUAUUCGGCAAUACUAUUUCAGGAAGAAACAAUAUCUGGUUGAUGAACUGACCAAAACAAUCAUAGACAUGAAUGUCAGGACAAGGAUUGAGAAAAUCAAGGGCAGGAUCAAAGAUAUCGACAAGCAGGUGGGACUGGACAUGGAAGGCCAAAGCCCCUCCACCCAAUCAUUACGCCUGCUCCUUGUAGCCCUGCGCUUAUCGCCAUUGUAUGAUUGGUGGGGGCGAAUAAUCCUCAAUCAAGGCGAAGUAAGGGACAAGGCCAGAUCUGUAUCAGGCAUAUCUGAUGAGGAGGAGAUCAUCAAGAAAACGGCUCAGGAGCUUGGGGACCUGUUUGGGGGGUAUGCAUUAUGCCUGCAUCAUGCCCAGUAUGAGCGCAUCCUGCGGGAGGUGUUCCCGUCGGCCAGCAGCAGCAACUCAGCAGGCCUGUUGCCACAGACAGGAGCAGGAGGCGAAGAGGACGACAACAAAAUACCUCUAGAUAUGGGCAAACUGGGUGCUCAACUGACGGAGAAGAUGGAUGAGAUAGCCAAGAAGAUUGAAGAGCAACUUGAGAUCAAAUGGGCGGUGGACAGGAUUGAAGAGUUGGUACGAACGAAGCGGACCCUGCUUAUCCUCCAUAAUGAUCAAAACUAUGCAAGAAGAUGGGAGGAGACUAGAAAUGCUUUGAGCCUGGUGCGUUGUGCUGCCGGCAGUGCAAUGAUGGUGAUCACCACAAAGAGUACCCAAAAGGCCACCCAAGAUUUCUGCUAUCCACCGCACAAGCCCAUAGUCUAUUCUCUUGCUGAUCUCUACCAAUACCAUGAUAUUGUGCUCAAGCUUAUAAGGCAGCGGCAGCAGCACGAGAACGAUGAAGGCGGCAACUACAAUCCUCAGAUUUUCCGCGACAUCCUGGAAAAGUGUCAACCACAUGAAUUCUGCAUGAAGAUGUUCGCUCAUGCUCUGUAUGCGAAUCCUAAUAGGAGGUACCAAGAACUUCGCAUGCUACAUGGCGCCCCGGUUUCGCAAACAACAUUGGGCCGCAAUGCUGAGAAGAUGUUCAUGUUCUCUUACAAGGAUCUGCCCAAAGAAUACAAGAGUUGCUUGUUGUACCUGGCUAUCUUCCCUCAAGGUCAAAGCAUCAGACGGUCAACCUUAGUAGGAAGGUGGAUUACAGAAGGAUUGAUAGACAACGAAGACUGGCCCAGUGCAGUGUGUCAAGCCGAGCUGUGUUUUGAUGGGCUCAUCGACCGGUGGUUUGUUUCGCCGGUGGAAAUUGGUGCUGCGGGAAAGGUCAAGAGUUGCAUGGUGGCUAGUCAAGUUCACAAAUUCAUCAGCAAGCUCGCCAAGGAAGAGCACAUCAUGGAGACACGCCUAUGA
Panicum virgatum (switchgrass) is the source of this 1500-nucleotide messenger RNA. Its product is annotated as disease resistance protein Pik-2-like. Gene Ontology annotation, biological process: defense response to other organism. The record is from RefSeq and is a predicted model, not a curated record. Lineage: Eukaryota; Viridiplantae; Streptophyta; Magnoliopsida; Poales; Poaceae. The coding region runs from base 1 to 1500 and encodes 499 amino acids. The transcript has a single exon.